UUUAUAUGGCGGCUAUUUUGGACAAAAAUGUAAUACAUUUGUUUUUAUAUAGUCUAAUCAGUGAGUCUAAUACAUAGCUGAAAUUCAUGGUAGGAAUGAAAUAUUCAUAAAUACGUGAACCAUUGCUAUAAUGAGUUCUCAGGAAAGUGGAGCGGAGUCAGAGUUGGAGAAUGAUAUUAGUGUGGAAAGUAUAAAAACAAUUGCAAGUUCUAAUGGUAUAACCAAACUCAACGAUGAAGCACUCCAGUUCUUACUUGAUGAUGUUAAUUUUCGUUUGAAAGAGGUUUCUCAGGAAGCAUUAAAAUUUAUGCGUAAGGCUAAACGACGAAAACUGUCUUCAAGUGAUUUUGACAAUUCUUUGAGAGUGAGAAAUGUUGAGCCAUUAUGUGGAUUUCUCUCAUCAGAGUUCAUUCCCUUUCGCUUUACAAGUGGAGGAGGUCGAGAUCUAUAUUAUUAUGAUGAUCCAGAAAUCGAACUAAGUAAAAUAAUUGGAACACCCUUACCUCGUCUUCCACUUGACAUUUCACUUAAAGCUCAUUGGUUAAGUGUUGAAGGUGUUCAACCAGCAAUUCCAGAAAAUCCUCCACCAGUGACUCAUGAACAACAGUCAAAAGAUGUUAUGGACAAAACCCCAAAGAUGAAAUUAAAAGACACCACAGUUAUUUCAACUGCCAGCACUACGAAACAAAAACCAGUUAAAACAACAACAGCGGCAACAUCUAAAACUGAUUCAAAAUGGUCAGCAAUGCCAAAUGUCUCUGCCACAGCUGCUCCUGAUAAACUAAAACCUCUGGUGACUCAUGAACUCUCUGUUGAACAGCAACUGUACUAUAAAGAAGUCACUGAAGCUUGUGUAGGUUCAUCUGAAGCCAAACGUGCUGAAGCUUUACAGAGUCUCUCAACUGACCCUGGUCUUUAUCAGAUGCUUCCAAGAUUUUGCACUUUUAUAGCUGAAGGGGUCAAAGUUAAUGUUGCUCAACACAAUAUGGCUCUUUUAAUUUAUUUGAUGCGUAUGGUGAAAGCGUUACUUGAUAACAGUUCUCUUUUUCUUGAAAAAUACCUUCAUGAACUCAUCCCUGCAGUUGCUACGUGUGUUAUAAGUCGUCAAGUUUGCGCUAAACCAGAAAGUGAUAAUCAUUGGGCACUUCGAGAGUUUGGGUCUAAGUUAUUAUCGCAGAUAUGUAGAACGUUUAGUACAACAACCAACAAUAUCCAGCAACGUAUUACGAAGACACUGUGUAAGGCACUCCAGAAUGUCAAGGCCCCUUUGGCCACGCAUUACGGUGCAAUAGCAGGUCUCGCUGAAAUGGGAACUGAGGUGUUAAAAGUGUUGGUUGUUCCAUUUUUGAAAACAGAAGGUAAACUCAUAAAAAUUGCGCUCAGUGGUAGUGAUCCAAGAGAGAAGUCAGCAGCUGAGCAUCUCCAAGCAAUAAUUCUGAAACAACUGCCAACAACAAUAUUUCAAAUGCGUCCAAGUCAAGAAAAACUGGAACAGUUUGAGAAAGAAUUUGGGCAUCUAGGACCUGAGAUAUACAAAAGAGUUUCUCAAUUACGACAGACUAUUAUGACUGCUGCAGCCAAAUCAGGACAGAGACCUUUAUUAACAUCACCUUCAGGAUCAAAACAAGUUAUCUUGAAACUCAUGAUUCCUAAUUCUCAAACAUCCUCCGGUUCAACACCCACUACACCAACUACUCCUUCAACCCCUCUUACACCAAGCACUAGUGCAAUAUCCAUCAGCAGAUCGAUUAUAUCACCGUCUGUGUCCGCGGUCUCAGUUAAACCACCUUUAACCAGCCCCUCUUCAGUCUCCAUUUCUUCCAACCCAACAACACCUACUUCAAGUAUUUCUAUUCCUAAAAAAGCUCCGUAAAAAUGUUUAAUAGAUAGAAAUAAGUCAUACUGUCCAUACUUA
Molecule: messenger RNA, 1915 nt
Organism: Dendronephthya gigantea
Lineage: Eukaryota; Metazoa; Cnidaria; Anthozoa; Malacalcyonacea; Nephtheidae
Product: transcription initiation factor TFIID subunit 6-like
Exons: 13
Coding region: 131-1873 (580 amino acids)
Biological process (GO): RNA polymerase II preinitiation complex assembly; transcription initiation at RNA polymerase II promoter
Cellular component (GO): SAGA complex; transcription factor TFIID complex; SLIK (SAGA-like) complex
Molecular function (GO): transcription coactivator activity; RNA polymerase II general transcription initiation factor activity; protein heterodimerization activity
Source: RefSeq, a predicted model, not a curated record